Molecule: messenger RNA, 2320 nt
Organism: Capsicum annuum
Lineage: Eukaryota; Viridiplantae; Streptophyta; Magnoliopsida; Solanales; Solanaceae
Product: cation/calcium exchanger 3-like
Exons: 1
Coding region: 315-2207 (630 amino acids)
Biological process (GO): monoatomic cation transport; transmembrane transport
Cellular component (GO): membrane
Molecular function (GO): monoatomic cation transmembrane transporter activity
Source: RefSeq, a predicted model, not a curated record
UUUGUCCCAACGCGUCAAGUAUCUAAUGGUUGCCUAUUAAUUUGCGCCUCAACGCCCUUGUUCAUCUCUUACCAUUUCUUCGUUCCCCCACUAACCCAACCAAAAGAAUAUCCUAAAAAUUUUACCCAGGAAAACAACCUACAAAUCCCUUGAACCUUGACCAUCCCCAGUUGACAAUUUUGUUCCAGCUUGGAAGGAUUUUCCCUUGAGAAUUUUCCAAUCCUGGUUAAUAAAAUUCAAAUCUUUGAAUACCCUGAAAAUUUGUCUUUUCCGUAUUUAGUCACUUUCUUGUAGAAUUUGAGGGUUUUCAAUAAAUGGAAACUUUGAAUCGCUUUUACUGUCGGAAGCGUUCCAGGUUUCGUGGAAUUUUCAAUGGGCUUUGUUUGUCUUUCGUGGUACUUUUUUUUUUCUUUCUUCAAAGUCCACUUUCUAAGAAAACUUAUUCUGUUAGAAGGGAAAUUGCUGUGACAAGUUGGAACACAUCUAGUUAUAAUCAUUUGGGGGGAAGCAGGAAUCUCAAACUCUGUGGGAGUUUGUAUAAGCAUAAAGGUUACAGUACAAAAUGUGAAUAUUUGAAGGCAAAUCCUCAAUGCAAUUCAGGGGGUUUCUUCAAUUAUCUUUUGUUCUUUUACUGUAACUGUGAAAGCUUUAGUGUUUUGGGGUAUGUGACUCUUGCCAUUUGGUUGAUUUCUUUAUUCUAUCUAUUGGGUAAUACAGCUGCUGAUUACUUCUGUUGUUGUCUGGAGAAAUUAUCCAAUUUGUUGAAACUGCCUCCAACGGUAGCAGGGGUUACUCUGCUUCCUUUCGGUAAUGGGGCGCCUGAUGUAUUUGCCAGUAUUGCUGCUUUUAUGGGCAGUGAUUCUGGGGAAGUGGGGUUGAAUAGUGUUCUUGGUGGAGCUGUUUUUGUUACCUGUGUUGUUGUUGGUACUGUGUCAUUAUGUGUUGCAGAGCAAUGUAUACGAAUUGAUAAAAAAUGCUUUAUCAGGGAUGUAUGUUUCUUUAUGAUAGCUCUCCUUUCUCUUCUUGCUCUUUUUGUUGUAGGGAAAGUGGCUGUUUUAGGUGCUGUUGCGUUUAUUUCUAUUUAUUUGGUGUAUGCUGUUUUUGUUGCUGCAAAUGAGAUGCUUAAGAAUCGUGCUAGUAGAUUGAAGUUAGAUUUAAUUGCUCCGUUAUUACCAGUUACAGCGAGUAUCUUAUCUAGCGUAGAUGGAGAGCAUGAUUCUUCUUUAGGUGCGUCUCUUCUUGGGUCGGAAUCUGCAGAUGGAUUGCCGCCGAUACAAGUACAACCUCAGCUACCCCAUUGGAUGUGGUCUUCAAAUGUGGCAAUCUUCUCUGAUGAAGUUGUGAAGGACAAUACCGUACAAAGUCCAAUGGCUUUGUGGGGUUGGAAUGAGCAGGAUGAUUUCAAUGACCGAUCGUCUUCCUUUUCCUGUUCCAAGUUGUUUGCACUGCUAGAAAUACCAUUGACACUCCCAAGAAGGUUAACGAUCCCCAUUAUUGAUGAGGACAGAUGGUCAAAACUGUAUGCUGUUACCAGUGCUUCUUUGGCGCCCCUGCUUUUAGCAUUCCUUUUUAAUAAACAGGACAAUUUGAGUAGCUCUGCUAGCACUGCAUAUGUUGUUGGUGCUGUAGUUGGUGGCAUACUUGGGGGUGUUGCAUUUGUGUAUACCGCAGCUGAUCAUCCGCCUCGGAGAUUCUUGUUUCCAUGGCUUUCCGGAGGCUUCUUUAUGAGUAUCAUUUGGUUUUAUAUAGUGGCAAACGAGCUAGUGGCUCUGCUAGUGGCAUUUGGUGUUAUCUUUGGUAUCAAACCAUCGAUUCUAGCAUUAACUGUCUUGGCAUGGGGCAACUCUACAGGUGACUUAAUGUCAAAUGUUGCAAUAGCAGCGAAUAGUGCAGAUGGUGUGCAGAUUGCCAUGUCAGGAUGUUAUGCAGGGCCUAUGUUCAACACCCUUGCUGGUUUAGGCAUCUCCAUGCUCCUUGGAGCUUUGUCCAAGAGGCCAGAAUCUUAUAUACUUCCAAGAGAUGAUAGCUUGUAUUACACAAUGGGAUUUCUAAUGUUGGCCCUGGUUUGGGCACUCAUUGUGCUACCUCGGAAUGAUAUGCGCCCUAGCAAGACAUUGGGGUUGGGACUUAUGACUAUAUAUGUAGUUUUUCUAUCAAGCAGGGCAAUGCUAGCCAUGGGAGAUGGUUCACUUAAUGGUACAAGCUAAUUGUAAAUAGAAAAGUUCCACAGUAACUCAUCCUUUUUUGGGCAGAGCUAUGGGAACUAUUAUGUGUAAGUCGCGUGAGAUGUUGCAAAUGCAUGUCAAAGCUCUUUCUGCCA